This is a messenger RNA of Strongylocentrotus purpuratus (purple sea urchin), 4518 nucleotides long. RefSeq lists its product as uncharacterized. The transcript has 12 exons. The record is from RefSeq and is a predicted model, not a curated record. The coding region runs from base 201 to 1766 and encodes 521 amino acids. NCBI's taxonomy places the organism in Eukaryota, Metazoa, Echinodermata, Echinoidea, Camarodonta, Strongylocentrotidae.
ACCAUUGCAUUGCAUAUUGCAUUGCAUGCAUCAUCAAGAGUUCCAGGUACCGGUACGCAGAGCAGAAAUUAUGGUUCGAUCGCAACUAGACUCGACUACAUACUAGAUUUGGACUGCUGAACUUGAAGAGUGUGAGCUGAUGAGGCGGGUAAAACAUUACACUCUACAUUGACAAAUCUUUGGCUAGCUAUAUAACCAUCAUGGUUUCAGUGGCUGCCGUGGCUCUUACGGCCAUUGUAGUGACCCUAGCUGUCUUCAUCCAACGGCUGAGGAAGAGGAGACGGGCUGGAAUGUCCUUUAGAAGUGAGCAUGUCAUUGUCUUUACUCGCUACCCAGAACCUGGUACAACAAAGACGAGACUCAUUCCUGAUCUUGGGGAAGCAGCAGCAGCUACCCUUCAGCUUUACUUGACCAAUCAUAUUCUCGAGGUUCUUCAGUUGGUACAAGCCAAGCGACCAUGGGUUUCUGUUGAAAUCAAGUACAUUGGAGGCACAAAGAAACAAGUUGACUACUGGCUGAGCAGCCAUCGCAGAAGGCGACUACGAUGUCGCUGGUCUGAGCAGAUCGGUCAGGGACUAGGGGAGAGAAUGGUCCAUGCAUUUAGUGCAGCCUUUGAAAGGAAGAAGCAGAGAGUCAUAUUAAUCGGGAGUGAUAUCCCAGCAAUCGAUGCUGAUACCAUAUGUUCUACCUUUGACAAGUUGUCCCUUGGAUCCUGUAACAUGAUAUUGGGUGCUGCUAAAGAUGGGGGUUACUACCUGGUUGGGCUGAGUCAAAAUGAGGGAGAAGAAACUAUAGAUCUUGAUCCUCUGUUUACCAGCUCAGAUAUAGAAUGGGGUACAAGUAAAGUCCUACAACAGCAAAGAAAAGUUGCACAACAACUUCAACUGAGACUAGAGAUACUCCCCAGAAUAUUGCAAGAUGUGGAUACGGUAGAAGAUCUAGAUGAAAUUGAGAGGUCAACAGGGUAUACUGUGGAACAAAUUCGAGCACCAUUCCUUUCCGUUAUCAUUCCUGUUUUUAACGAAGGUCCUUUUAUACAACAGACACUCCAAAACGUCACAGAGCGAUGUUCUUUUCCAAACUUUUUGGAGAUCAUAAUCUGUGAUGGAGGAAGUGAUGACAACACAAGCGAACUUGUCACAGAAUUUGCCAAGAAUAAUGAAAGAGUCCCUAUAAAACUUGUUACAGGGUUAAAAGGUAGGGGUAGACAACUAAACAAAGGUGCCAUGUAUUCCAAAGGAGACAAUCUUCUUUUCUUACAUGCUGACACCAAGUUACCUCAAGGCUUUGAUGCGUCGGUGGUGCUUACACUCUCCACUCCUGGGGUGAGUGGAGGGGCCUUUAAGUUUGCUCUGGACUUCAAUCAUUGUUCAGAGUCAGAGAGGUCUGAGUUUGGUUACUCCAAACUCUUUGCAUUUGAGAUGAAGGUGUUAGAAUGGGGAACCAACUGGAGGGCUAAGAUCAUGGAGCUUCCCUAUGGAGACCAGGCUUUGUUCAUGUCUAGGACCUUAUUCAAAAGUGUUGCCAUGUUUCCUGAUUAUUUAAUAAUGGAAGACUAUGAAAUGGUGUGGAAGCUUCAAGGAGAAGGUCAUAUACAGAUAGUUGAAGGGAAGCAGGCCAUCACAUCAUCAAGGAGAUGGGCACAAUAUGGUUAUCUUACAACAGUGAUGUGGAACUAUGUGAUCAUUAUUGCCUACCAUAUGGGAAUCCAUCCGAAUGCUCUGGCUAGACUCUACUAUGGAAGACAACUUACUCAUGCCAACUGAAAUCAUCAUCUUCAUCAUCAUCAUCAUCAUCAUCAUAUCUAUCUUCAUCAUUAUCAUCACCACCACCACCACUACCAGCAUCAUCACCUGCAUGCCAUGUGUGUACAGGAGCAAGAGACAAGGAAACUAAAAGUAUGUCCUAUAUAUUUGAUUCUGUGAAGCAUGGUGAAAGUAACGAAAGGUGUGCUAUGGAUACAAAUUAUGGAUAGAGCUAUAGUUGAUUGAUUUUAUGUGACAAAAUUGACGAGACACUGAAAGAAAUGAAAUAAUUUGUUGUUUAUUUUAUUCUGAUAUGGCAGCUGGAAUAUUUGGUUGUGGAUUUGAGAAUAUUAUGUUUGUUGGUUAUUGGCAAACUGUUCAAAUUUAUCCUAAUUUAUUUGUUCAUUUACUCAUUCAUUUCCAAAUUAUUCACUUUCGCACGAAUAAUGAUAUGAAACACUUAUUUAUCAUUUUUGUUUUUGUUUUAUUAGAUGAUAUGAUCUACUCAACUUUUCAUUAGGUCAAUUUUGCUAUGUGAUGCAGCUUUUAGACAAUGCACGUAGCUAAUGUUUCAAUGAAUGAUCUGCUACUGUAUAUAUGACGCACAAUUAUAAUGUACGUACCAGCAACUCAUGGUAAUAUUGUUAACUUCCUUAUUGUUGCAAUUGAAAUUUGUGUAUAUAUUCAUACUUUUCAGAUGACAUGGAUAUUUAAUCCUAAAUAAGUUUUUAGAAUUUGUUAUACUUAAACUAUGUUUAUCUUUUAUGUUAGGCGUACAUGUAUAAUGUGUAUGCUAUAUUCAAUAUAUGCCUAUGGGUGUCAAGCACACUACGAAUGUAUAAACACAUACUCAUUCUAGAGUCAGUAUUUCUAAAAUACAAAAUAAUGAAAUAUAUAUAUAUUUAUAUAUGACAGUAUCUUUUGGAGCAGAAAUUGCAAGUGUGCUGAUUGAUUAUGUUGCAAUGAUUAUUUAUUAUGAAUUUAUCUGUAGGUGAUUCAAUUAUACCCUGUCUACGAAAAUAACUUUAAAUUGCUUUAAUUCAUAUUUGUUUAAGUCUACUCUUAGUUACUAAUUUUUCUCUUUAUGUGCCCUGUUGCUUGCUUUCAGUAUUAAUGAUGUAUUCAAUGUCCCUUUAGGGAAACUUAUUAAGUUUGAUAUAAUUAGUUUGAUUUGAUCAUGUUUCUGUACAAUUUGAUAAUUAUGAUAUGAAAAUCAAUAUUAAGUAGCAGAGGUGUGAACCAAUAGUGCAAUCUACAGAAUGCAUGUACAUGUAUACAGUGCAUGAAUUACUCAACAUGAUUCAAAGGAAAGGUAUUUUUCAUGCCUUUCCUAAUAUUUUAUUUUCCUGUAUUCUACAUUGACCAGUUUGUUUACUGGAAAUUCCUAUUAUGAAAUCCUCAUGUAACAAAAACCAUGAGACUAAACGAACAUUUGAGUAGUAUCUCGUAACAGUAUCAAGACAGGGUUGGAGAAUAUCUUACUUAUAUAAAGACUACAUUUAGAUUUCCCUGUGCAGUGACCACCUGUACAAAGGGACCACCUGUCUAUAUACAUUUACUAUUUCCCUUGAAUAGUGUUUCUCAUUGAAGCAUGUACUAAAGUAGACAGUGCUUAAAGACCACUUGCAUAUAAAACCACCUUCCUUUUCUUUCUUAGGUGGUCUCUAUAUACAAAUUUCACUGUCUUUUUCAAUCGUGUUGCACCUUUGAUGUGUGAAGGAAUCGUAUUGAUGGAUGCUUAGUAGGAGAAUUAAAAUUGAUAUCAAAGGAAUGAAGAAACCCUUCUGUUCCAUUGCAGUAUAUAUAUAUAAAGAUUUCACUCAUGCGUCUGUUUUUACAGCACUGGCUGCUCGAAUUUUGUAGAAACAUGAUAAAAAUUGUUUAGUGUGUGCAUGAUAUAAGUCACUAUGUCUUACCAUUACAAGAGAAGUAUUACAAAUCAUUUUUAGAAAAAAUGAAUAUUUUACUUUGUCAAUAAGAGUAACUUUAACAAUUAUGUUUCAUAAUAUACUCAUAAUAUAUUGAAUACUGGUGGUAUUUAAGGUUUAAUCAAGAAAAUAAGAAUAUAGGAAAAAACAAAUGUAUUGUUUAAUUAGCGAUAAUAUGUAAGAUAUUGAGAUUUGCAAGCUCUUAGAAAAUGUGCAAGUUACAUUCCUGUACUGUAAGAGCAGUGGUUUUGUGUUACAAAUUGAUCAAGUCAUGUCACUCAAGAGAGUUAUCAGGUUUUUUAAUUAAUGCUGCAUGAGAUUUUGCUCAUACCGUAUGUACUUUAUCUAUUACACAUGUUCUACUUUGAACUUGCCAAAUAUAUCAUGAAAAAGCACAACAAAAUGAACACAAAUAUUUCCUGCUUUUACAGUAUACAGAAUCCCACCUUGAUCUUGUAACACAUACUUGGUGAGUAGCUAUAUAGUCGGUUUCCAUGGUUUCUUGGAACACUGUCGUAAUAUAUCCAUCACAGCUGGGGGCCAUCCAAUAGCAUAACAAGGGAUUCAAUGUCUUGUACAAUCAGAGAGGUGCAUGGCCAGCACUGAAUUAAAGCAGCAAUAUUUGAACUAUCAUUUAGCAUGCUUGGUGGCUGACAAUGUGGGCGCACUUCCAUGUUCAGCUGCCCGAAUCAGCUAAGAGAAAGAAUAUUGCUUUGAUUACUAUGUAAUAUUAACUUUAUUUUCAUGCCCUAUCAUGCUAUGCUUGUGCCUCUGCUAUUUUUAGAUAUCAAAUAGUCUAUGAAUCAAAUAAAAAAGUCUAGAAUAAAAAUUACUUUGAAAGAUUA